AUGCCUGUCUUGUGGAAGCCUCUCCUCCGUUCCACCUCUCCGUCUUUGUUAGUUCGUGCUGCUCACUGGCUGGGCCGCAGGGAGGCGGCGACAGGCGGCGUAGAAGUGCCAGGGCUUGACGGGCCUCAGCAGAAGGGGAGGGGAAGGGGCGGACUCCGUUUGGCGUGUCGAUCGGGCGUGACUCCGCCUUGGGGCGUGAACUCGAUGACGUCGCCGUCGCUGGACGCGGGCGAACAGAGCGCGCUCUCCGCCGCGAACGGGCUGGGGGCGGCGGUGGCGUGCCUGCACGACGACAGCGUGGACAGGCAGAGCAGUGACAGCGCCGCCCGGGUCGACUACCAGCAGCUGAUGGAGUCCCACCGGCGGCGCGCGGCGGUCAUGGCGGAGUACCGGCUCAUGGUGGAGCGGCGGCGGCGGCAGGGCGGGCAGCCGCCCGCCGAGCUCGAGGGGGCGGCGCAGGCCGCCGGCAGUGCCCUGAGCGCGCGCUGCAGCGUGAACGCGAUGCCGGCGUCGGAGAGGCACACCCCCAAGGCGGCGUCCCCCGCCGCCGCCGCUGUGUCUCUCACCUUAUCGACGACGACGACGACGACGACGACAGUUGCAGCGGCCAGCGUGCCCUCGCGCCCCCGCAAGAAUUCCUGCAGUUGGUCACGGCCGCGGGGGGCGCUUACGGGCAGCACCGUAAGCUCCGCAGCGAAGCAGCGCCCAAAAGUAAACUCCGCGCCAAACACCCCGCGGGGGCGGCGACAGAGUCUUCUGCGGCAGAGCGGAUCAGGUGGCCUCGCCGACAGCAGUCUGUCGCCGUACUCGACGCCGCCGCGCUCCCCGCACGGGACGUCGCGGGUCCUGCACCCCACACAACUUGCGUGCCGCCACGAGCCGGCAGGGGCGGGCGAACUCCGCUUGACCGCAACCCCACCGCUUCGGUCGCCGAGGGAGCCGUUCGCCGACGCGGCCGCCGGCAGCGUGAGUCCCCCCGUGCCGCAGCAGGAGCCCGCAUCCCACGACACGAAGGCCGAGGGCGAUGACGGCGCGAAGGCGGUGGGGGAGAGGUUUCCCACGAGUCAACACGGUGGCCCCGCGUAUAUUUUUGUCUCGCCCUCACCGUCGUCUGUGUCCGCGACGCCGCACUGCCCCGACGCCACCACGCUGGAGAUUGAGACCGAGGAGGACAAGCACCUGCUGCAACAGCAGCGGGGGCCGAAUACGGAGGCCUCUUCCGUGCACAAAACGAGGACUGCUUCUGGAAAAUUCGUAGAAGGUAGCGCACCACCGUCGCAGCAAUCACAACGGCGUCAGGCACCGGCACUAGAGCUGGUGGCCGUGGGCGACGAGGAGUUGCCCUCCUCUGUGAUCUCCGACUCCUCUCACUCCAUCACCGAAAUGACACCGAUGCUCAAGCGCUUUGGUCGUCAGGCGGAGGAAAACGUGUCCGAGUGUAGGCGAGCCGUGGAAGCUUCGGCCCAAUCGGUGGUGCAGCCGCAGCAGCAGCAGCAGCAGCAGCAGCAGCAGCAGCAGCGGCAGCCCACCGCACCGGCGAGCCCCCCAGAUGACGUGGCUGAGGACCCACACGUGCAUGCGGCAGAUGACCAAGGAAGGAUGACGGAACCGAUGCGUUUUGCGCAAACUGCGGCACACGAGAUGCCGCUGCGGGGGGCAGCCGGUGUAUCUUCGGGGCGUGGCAGUGGCUUGACGGUCGACGACAAAGCCGCAUGCAUAGCUACCGUGGCUGCUGUACUGCAAGGAAUUCUCGUUCAGACCCGCCGCGUGCUUCCGUGCUACUACUGUGGUGAGGCGCAGUCACUCUCCGCAUAUCGUCUGCACUUGGACUUCUGUAAGACUCGCACAGAGGCCCUUUACGCCCGCUACGGGCUUAAUCCGCUGCGUUUCAUCAUGAGUGUGCCUGUACUCCCCAUUCCGGCGUUCAUGGCCUCGGAUGCGGAGAAAAGCGCGUUUGCCAAGGCUUGCUACCGGAGCGUGAAAGAGUCCAUUGUGCCGUGCCCGGGCUGCAACAUGUCCUUUCGCAUUCACGAUUUCCCAGAGCAUCAAGGCGUGUGCAUCGGCAGCGCCACCAGCCGCAGCCGUGGCAGUCUGCGCGCAAGCCAGAAGAGGUGA
This is a messenger RNA of Trypanosoma conorhini, 2115 nucleotides long. RefSeq names its product dentin sialophosphoprotein precursor. The transcript has a single exon. The record is from RefSeq and is a predicted model, not a curated record. Lineage: Eukaryota; Euglenozoa; Kinetoplastea; Trypanosomatida; Trypanosomatidae. The coding region runs from base 1 to 2115 and encodes 704 amino acids.